AGAAUUCGGACAGCCUCCACUGUAAGUUAAUUCACGCAACCUUGAUAAAUGUUUGAAGAGAUAUCCACCACGGGUUUGGGAGGUUCAAAAUUCCUCUGUAGUGUUUAGGGAAGGGCUAACUGAGGUAUAAAAUCCCCACCAGCCCCAGAUGUUUCUGAGUGACCACUUUCCAUCCCCCAUUUGAAGCUGAAGGAAUCUCACGAGCGACAACAUGAGCCACAGUCCAGAGAGGAUGUCCUCAUACCGCCGGCAUUUCGAGAGCACCAUGGCCUCCUCUAAUACCUACCGGGUCCGGGUGUCCAGUCCCUCUCCUACCCGCAGGGACACCCGCCACCGCUCUGCUAGCUAUAACCGGCGUGGAGGGUCGGUGGGACACAGGGCCAUCACCAAUAAGUCUCGCAUGACCAGCAGUGCGAGCAUGGGAACACUGUGCUUAGGGAUGUCUGUGGGAUUUGGUUCUAAACUGGAUCUGGAUGCGGCUUCAGCAGAGAACCAGGCCUUCAUGAUGACUCGAACCAGUGAGAGGCAAGAAAUGGUUGCCCUUAACGACCGUCUGGCAGCUUAUAUUGAAAAGGUGCGGAACCUGGAGUCUAAAAACAAGCUUCUGGAGGCGGAGAUUGAUGCCCUGAAGAGCCGCCACGUCAGACCAUCAGGCCUCAGGCAGCUGUAUGAGUCCCAGCUGAGUGAUCUGAAAAGAGUGGCUGAGCAGAUGAGAGUCCAGAGGGAUUUGUCUUUUUCAGCCAAGGAGGCGAUGAUGGCUCAGUUGGACAUGCUGAAGUCCAAAUAUGACGAGGCACUGGAAGCCAGGAAAAAGACGGAGCAUGACAUUGAGAUUCUUCGUCCGGAUGUGGAUAAAGCAACUUCUGCUCGCAUUUCUCUGGAAAAACACCAAGAACAGCUGGAGAUCCAGCUGGCCUUCCUGCAGAGAGUUCACAAGGAGGAAGUUGAGGAGCUGAUGCAGAGGAUCUAUUCAUCAACCUCUAAGGUGGAGAUGAGUUUUGGCCUCCCAGACCUCUCCUCUGCUCUCCGAGAGAUUCAGUCUCAAUAUGACAGCAUUGCUGCCAAAAACCUGCAGGAGAUGGAUGCUUGGUACAGCUCAAAGUUUCAGGACCUGAAUGAUGCCUCAAACAAACACGUCCAAAGUAUCCGAAGUCUGAGGGAGCAAAUUGCAGCAUAUAAAAAGGAGCUUCUCAACAAGCAACGAGAAUUGGAGGCACUAAAGACAAGGAGUGAGUAUCUGGAGAUUCAGAUCCGUGAAUCAAUCGAGAAAUACAAGCAUAAGGAGGAUGAACUGGAGGAGCAAAUAGAUGCAAUGAAGGUUGAUCUGAAGGUAAUGAAGGAGAAGAUUGCUCUGCUGAUGAGGGAAUACCAGGACCUGCUGAAUGUAAAGAUGGCAAUGGAGAUUGAAAUCACCACCUACAGGAAGUUAAUUGAGGGGGAGGACAGCCGCCUGAGCACCAUGGUCCAUAAUCUGUCCCUGAGCGGGGCCCUGCAUCUCACUUCAAGCACGCAUGCUGCCAUGUCUGCUUCGGUCUGUAACAGCUCAUCAGGCAGUGAUGGGAAUUCAAAGCCAGAUGGAGUUCUGGGUGCAGGAGGAGCCUCGUCAGACUCCCACAUGGUCUCAGAGGAGCAAGCGACGGAGACGUCUGAGAGGAAGACUCUCCUCAUCAGUUAAGACAGAUGAGGACAUUUAUGAGAGAGACACACAGGAGCGCACCAUCACUAUUUCUGGAGCAGCUGACGACAAUGAUGAAGACUAGACCAUUUAUCUAAACCACACUUUUAAUGUCAGAGUAUAAAGGCUUUUUAAAAGUCUUGAAAACCUUAAAACUGUUAUUAAAGUGAUGAAUAAUCCAGGAAUGUGUUAAUCAUCAGUGAAGACUUUAAUAAUGAUCUAUGCUGCUC
Cheilinus undulatus (humphead wrasse) is the source of this 1905-nucleotide messenger RNA. RefSeq names its product notochord granular surface (gene ngs). The transcript has 11 exons. Gene Ontology annotation, cellular component: Z disc; sarcolemma; cell-cell junction. Bases 212 to 1675 code for a protein of 487 amino acids. The record is from RefSeq and is a predicted model, not a curated record. Lineage: Eukaryota; Metazoa; Chordata; Actinopteri; Labriformes; Labridae. Gene Ontology annotation, biological process: skeletal muscle organ development.